AUGCAACAUCUCGCACUUCGAUUCUUUCAAGCGCAAUGGGCAUCGUUGAGAUUUUAUCUGUUCAGGAUCACUUGCGGACUCUAUGAUUUAUGGAAACUCGUGACGUUCAAGGAAGUACACACCACCCUCGCACAGAAAGAUGCGUCCAGCGACCGGGAACACGACACGCCAAGACCCUUCCCACUAACAUCGCAGCAAAUCGACGACAAAAUAUGCACGUUCAUCGAUUCCGUGAAUAAGACUGCCGUUUGUGAAACAGUUUCUGAACUCUAUGGCGACAAGCCUUGCAGGAUCAUUGAUCAGAAAAAUGGUAGUUUCAACAUCUGUUUCUUUGUUCGAUGUGACGUCGUGGAUGUCACAUUGGUGUUGAGGAUUCCAAUCGAUCCCGUUACUUAUAAUGCCUGGGACAAGCUUGUCAGUGAGGUGACGGCAAUGCGAUAUAUUGAACGUAACACCACAAUUCCCAUUCCUCAUAUCCAUACAUAUGGCAGAAACAAGAGGUUGGUAGAGGGUGCGUCAACGCCAUUUAUGGUCAUGGACUGUAUAAAAGGACAACAGCUCCAUACAAGAACGAUGAUGCACGCCACGGAAACCCAACGCAAGAGGCUGUUCAUUGACCUUAUUGAUAUCUUGACCCAACUACGCAAGCUUGAGUUUACGUCUUCAGGAUCUUUAAUGCCAAACCCAGACGGCAAUGAAUCGAAUCCUAUCGUGGGGCCCUUCCUUUCCAUGACUGCAAAUGAGUUUGAGAGAAGCUAUGGGGUGCCGGUAGUCAGUGGGAAUUUUACAUCUGUGAAACAUUUCAUCGACUUCCAUUGCCAUAUGUUGACGGAAACAUAUCGGCUCCCUGUCGAAGAACUUGACCACAGACAGGCGAAAGAGGAAAUAUUCGCGCUUGAAAGCAUACUCAAAGAGCUCCCCACCUACAUAGACCCACAAGAACACCGCCACCCGUUCAUACUAGCCCAUCCCGAUUUGAGGUGUGGUAACAUCAUCGUUGAUGAUGACUUCAGUAUUCGCGGCGUUAUUGACUGGGAGUUCACCAGUUCUAUUCCGCUGCGAAUGUUCACCCCGCCGUCAUGGGUUACGGGUCACGACCCCGACAUGCUGCGCAUCUUUACUGGUACUCCACGAGACAAGAUAUUUUUGGAGUUCUGCGGAGUUCUUGAAGAGCGGCGCAAUACAUCGAACACCUGUGCACAACUCUGUCAAGACUGGGCAUUUCGACAGGGGCAACCUGAGCAAAAUGGAGCGUUUCUUUUGGGACUUUCUUCCAUCGUUGAAAUACUGCGCCACCCUUCCAGUCUUGCAGAUAUAUUCUACUCGUCUAUUUUUCGACGUUCAUUUGGACCUACAGCAUGCCAGGAUGCUGUAAUACAUGACUUUUUUCAUCACCCCGAUAAUGAGAAGCUCGCAGAACAAGUUGAGGUUCAGGUUGAAAAAUCUGCGCGUUACACUGAAUAUCUCAGAAGUCAAGGCCUACUUGUCGACGACGACCAGUCCAGACAGAUCCGAGAAUUUCUUGAAAGAACGAAACAUUUGGUGUGA
This is a messenger RNA of Metarhizium album ARSEF 1941, 1548 nucleotides long. Its product is annotated as phosphotransferase enzyme family protein. The transcript has 2 exons. The record is from RefSeq and is a predicted model, not a curated record. NCBI's taxonomy places the organism in Eukaryota, Fungi, Ascomycota, Sordariomycetes, Hypocreales, Clavicipitaceae. The coding region runs from base 1 to 1548 and encodes 515 amino acids.